This is a messenger RNA of Chelmon rostratus (copperband butterflyfish), 927 nucleotides long. RefSeq names its product odorant receptor 131-2-like. The record is from RefSeq and is a predicted model, not a curated record. Gene Ontology annotation, cellular component: membrane. Bases 1 to 927 code for a protein of 308 amino acids. Gene Ontology annotation, molecular function: G protein-coupled receptor activity. The transcript has a single exon. Gene Ontology annotation, biological process: G protein-coupled receptor signaling pathway. Lineage: Eukaryota; Metazoa; Chordata; Actinopteri; Chaetodontiformes; Chaetodontidae.
AUGAACAACACCACAGGAGUCACCCAGGUGAUGUUUCAGAGACCUGUCAAAGUUCUGCUGUCGAUGCUGCCAUGUCUUCUCUUCUUGUACAUCAACGGCAUCAUGCUGUUUGCCUUGCUGAGGAAGCCUCUCCUCCUGGAGUCCUCUCGUUACAUCCUGUUUGGUCAUUUGCUCCUCACUGACUCUCUGCAGCUUCUGGUGUCUAUGCUGCUGUACAUCUUUGCCGUGACCAUGGUCAGAAUGAUCAGCCACGUUUGUAUUGUUGUCACACUGUUUGCAACCGUCACUGUUAAAAUGUCACCGCUCAACCUGGCUGUGAUGUCUUUGGAGAGGUAUGUCGCCAUAUGUUUCCCACUGAGGCAUGCUGAUAUCGCCACCGCCAGGAAGGCGGGGGUGGCCGUCGCUGUGAUGUGGAUGCUGGCCUCUUUAGACUCGUUCACCCAGCUUUUCCUGUUUGUCAGUCUGGAGAACACAAGCUUCACUUUGCCAACGUUCUGCCACAUAACCAGUGUGCUGCGGCUACAAAUUUAUUCAACUUUAAACAAGGCCUACACCACUGUGUAUUUUGUUAUAGUGAGCAUGAUUAUCAUCUAUACAUAUAUUGCUAUCAUGAUUACAGUGAAGUCAGCCUCCUCUGAUGUCCGUAACACCACUAAGGCCCAUAAGACGGUGCUGCUGCAUCUGCUUCAGUUAUGCCUGUGUCUCACCUCCACUCUCUUUAAUAUGAUAAACAGCAGCAGCACAUGGAACAUAAAUCCUGCUCUGGCCAUUCACAUCCAGUAUACCCUCUUUGUAGGUCUUAUCAUUUUCCCCAAAUGUUUGAGCCCACUCAUAUAUGGCCUCAGAGACCAGACCCUCAAACAUGCCUUUAAAUACUAUUUCACCUUUGGCUUCACAGCCACUGUUAAGCAAUUUCCUAAGUCUUGA